Molecule: messenger RNA, 2669 nt
Organism: Diprion similis
Lineage: Eukaryota; Metazoa; Arthropoda; Insecta; Hymenoptera; Diprionidae
Product: trichohyalin
Exons: 11
Coding region: 109-2598 (829 amino acids)
Biological process (GO): cilium assembly
Cellular component (GO): cilium; microtubule
Molecular function (GO): microtubule binding
Source: RefSeq, a predicted model, not a curated record
AUACCUUUCGCUAUUAUUUCAAUAGUCAAUUACAACGGUGUUCAAAUUUAUUUUUCCCGCCGUUCCUUUUCUUUGAUAUACUUUUAAAGGAUUUAUAGUUUAAAUGAAAUGAAUGGCCGGAUGUCUUUGGUGGAACAGAAAAGGCUUCAAUGGGCAAAAGAAAGAGAAGAAAUGGCAAGACUAUCGUGCGCAUCGUGGGGAACGACCGUCAAACCAGUGAUGAAUGUAAUUCACGAUGCUGCAAGGUCAAGAAUGUCUACACUUGCGGGGGUUCCGCCACUGAGACGCGGUUGUGGAGGAGGUAUUGAUGGCACAAAGAGUCUCAGUAGGGUUGUGGGGGAGACACACCUUCUUCGGGCUAGUCUGGUCAGUUUGCACGAUAGUACGGAUGUUAAUGACUGUGGGACAAAUGCUCCUAUCCUCAGACAGAGGAGUCCGAGUCUUCCGCCGAUUUACACGAGAGAAUCCGGUGGCUCGCUGCAGCAUCCGGUGAGUCAGAUUGAAGUGGAUCAAGUAGGGUUGCGCUAUCAAGGCCCAGAUCGUACUCAGUUGAACCACAACAACAGCUACCCAUUCCAGAACCAUAUUCGAAGGAAGCGAUACGGUGAUUCGCCUCGCGAAGAACUGGAGGGUGAAACAUCGGGAUACGCGAGCGACUCCGCCGAGGUGCCGCUUCCAGCGGUUGCUGAUUUACUUCCGAAUUGUAAUCCACCCGGAAGUGCGAUGUCGGAAAACAAUCUGCAAAACCCAACAAAAUACAACUGCUAUGUGACGCCUGAAAGCUCUCUCCCACCCUCGAGGAGAUUAUCGGCAGUGCGAGGCUGUACCGAGCUGAGACCACGAUGGGGCAGCCUAUGGGGACAAGAACUAAUAAGGGGAGAUCCACCGCCGCCCUCAUGGCUUGAGAGAGGCCUUUCGCGAAUAGACCACACCAGCCAGGUACUGGUGAUAAAUCAUGAAAGCGCGAGUAGUCCUGAUAGCUCCACAACUAGUUCAGCUGGAUCAGAUUCUAACAAAACCUAUCUACGAGGACAAAACGCCCCCCUGGAUGAUGGGGUGUUACAAGAGCGUGAAGUUAAAAGACAGAAGGCCUUAGAAUUGCAAAAUGCCAUCAAGCAUCAGCUUGAAGAACGAGAUCGACAAAGAAAGGAGGAAAAACAGCAGAGGUUGAUGGAGGAACAAGCAGAAGAAGAAAGAAUUAAACGGGAGAGAGACAAAGAGAAACAAAGGUUUGAGGAAGAACAGAGGAGAUUCAAGGAGAAGGAAGACACCGAGCAUAAGAAAGCAGAGGCAAUGCGUCAGGUGCUUGAGGCAGCCGAACGCUUGGCUAAAGAAGAGAAGAAGUUCCGUAGAAAACACAACAAUGUCUUUAAUCUUGAAAAGGAUGAAGAUAAUAAAAAUGUAGAUGCGGUUGAACCUUCAAUGCAAUCAGAAGCAUGUCCGAACCAGGUCUCUGAGAAAAAAUUUGACCAUUCACCUGUCACAGAGAAUAUACAAUCAGUAAAUAAUGGAUACUAUCUUAGACAAGAAGAUAAAGAACUUAGUCGUUCUUCGGAGUAUGUUUCUGGUAAAGAAAGCAGCGAGUAUAACAAUAUCCAAGAACCGAAAGUAAAAACAAUACAACUUCCAGUUAGCUCAGAAAUCGCCAUUGUACUAAGUGGCAGGCUUCAAGAUCCAGAAAUCUUAAAUGCUUCGAAUUUACAAGUUAAUCUAGUCGUUACACCAACCCCUACUAAGUCUGAAAGUGUGCCGAAUUUGUUUAGUGUCAGUAACACUCCUCUUCCAAACGUGGUCAGCCCUGCUACCAUAUCACAUGCAAGUCAACAUCGAUAUCCUAAAACAACAGAUACAAGAUUGCUGACACCCAGCAAAUAUCGGACAUCUGUGGCCAGAGAAUUUGGCACCCAAACGGAUUUAGAAGAGUUGCAUAAUAAUGCUUGUACAUAUAAGGAAAUGUCAACGAAGGAACGAAAAGAAUCAUUGAAUGCUAACCGGAGAGAGAUCGAAAAAUCUACUAAUACUGUUCUCACUGAAGAGCUGUCUAUGAAGACAUUGUCUAGAUCCAAAGCUCAAUCGCGCUCAUCUCUUGAAGCCAGACCACGUUGGAAUGCUAAUCGACCGGGUACUCGUUAUCGGACUCAGAGUGAAAAAGAUCCACACUACCAGAGGCGCUUGAGAUUGAGAAGACGCCAACUUGACUCAAGUGAUGAUGGCUCAAGAUCUCCAUCCCUUGAGCGGAGAAAACCAAACAACUUAAAAUCAAAAAAUCGUAACACAAUGAGGCGAACCAUUAAACUGGAUAGUUAUGACGCGGAUUUGUCUAUGGAUAGUCUCAAUUCCAUAGUACCUUUAAAAAUAGAUAAGAAUGGAAAAAUCAAUAUUGAGAAUAAUAAAAAUAAUAGAAAAAACAAGUCGCAAUCAAAUGAAAUAAUAAACGAUGAAAAAAAUUUGUCGAUUAAAGAAGGAAACGAAAAGUUGGAUACUUGGUACAACAGGGAAAUUUUGUUACAGCUUACAACAUUGCGAAAUGGUCUCGCAAUGAAACAAAAGGAGUGGGACCCACAGAGGUGUCUCGUUUCUCCGAGUGCGGAGUUUUAGUAACCAUCCACCAAUAAAACAAAUUCUAAACCAUUAUGUUUAUUUCUAUUACAGUAGUGAAAUUUUUGUUU